CUGUCGCUCUUUAGGGUUACAUUCAACCCUUCCUCUCCCUGUCGCUCUUUAGGGUUACAUUCAUCAUGCCACCUCGUGGACAGAAGAAAUCUACACAGCCGGGUGAUCUUCGCCAACAAGUACCCACCACAUUCAAUAAUAGGCCACAGGUAGUUCACUUUCGGCGGCUGGAAAAACCCACCGAAGAUGGUUUCUCUUUGGAGAUGUCAGGGAUGUUGACUUAUGAAGAUGUCACGAAAAGAAUUGCUAGCCAUCUUGGUUUGGAUGAUCCAAGAAUAAUAAGACUUACAUUGCAGAACCCUCACUUUCGGCAUCCUAAAUCCCAGCCUAUUCGCGACAAGAGUGUUGCAAUAUCUUACAAUGAGAAAUCAAAUUUCCUUUAUUAUGAAGUUCUCACUACUCCUAUACAAGAACUGCCAGGUUCAAAAACUCUUAACGUCACUUUUCGCCAUGCAAUAAAGGAUGAAGUGUUCGUUUGUAGUAUUACACUUCCAAACCUAAUUACAGUCGGUUAUAUGAUUAAUGAGUUGAAGAAAAAGGUGGAUCUGUCUCAUCCAAAUGCAGAACUUAGACUCUUCGAAGUACUGGAUCAUAAAAUUCGCAAGAUUUAUUCUCAUACUGAGCAACUGAAGGGAAUAUGUAAUCCAUACUGGACAUUAUGUGCAGAGGAGAUCCCAGAGGAAGAGAAAAUUUUGGGUCCUCUUGAUCGCUUGAUUCAUGUUUGUCACAUCGAUGAAGCAUUCCCAGGGCAAUUUCGUCAAUUUGGGAAACCUUUUUUCUUUGUAAUUCACGGAUGGGAGACUGCCGCUGUAGUAAGGGCACGCAUACAAAUGAAGCUGCAGAUACCUGGCACCGAGUUUUCUAAGUGGAAGUUGAAAUAUUAUUCAUACGGUAAGGGUCAGCAAACUAAAGUACUUUCCCUCGGAGACAAUGCCAUUGUUUCUAGACUUUUUCAGGGAAAAAAUCUUUAUGAAAAUUGUAGAGAGUAUCUUUGCUUGGAGCACUUUGAUAGGCAAAAUCCCCCGCGAAGAACUGAUGUAGCCAGUGCCAGUCUGAAUCCGUUGAACAGAGAAGUAAAAAAAGAAGAAGAAGAGGUGCCAAAGCACAAGAAGCAAAAACUGGAGGCUCUCGUUUGCAGUAUCAUAAAGCAUGAGGAUGAGAAGUUGGUUCAUUCAGAAAACACUGAAGGGGCGCAGUCAAUCCAAGUGUCAGUAGAAAAAGAAAAAGCCGAAUAUUCAGCACCAAAGCUAAAUGAUAAUGAGCGUUCUGCUUUGGUGACACAGUCUAGUGAAAUUGAUCCCUUGAACAGGUUCCCCACAGCUGGUCAACAUUUUGAAGUAGUGCAACAUCACCAAGGCAUUGUUGAUGAUAAUUUUGAAGACGUUGGAGGCUUCAGUAUUCUGAAAUCACAAGCUUCGUUGUAUAAAAAGAUAUGGUUAAAAUACGGGCAUAUUGCUACGAGCCAUGUUCUAAAAAACUUAUACUCUACCCAGGUCACAUUGGUCGGAGACAUAAUGACUUCCAUUGUGGACAUGCAUAACCAUCGGUUUUCUGAGGUUAAAUCCACCAUGAUCGAGUUAUGGGAAAAUAAAAUAAAGAUGGCUGAGAAGCUUGAGUUUAAUGUUGGGUGGCUUAGAGAAUGGUUUGAGGGUGUUAAGAAGGGAUUCCACGGUGAGCAGAAGCUUAAUGCAGCAUUACUGGAGAAAGAUCUGUCUUUACAGGUAGCGAAGGCAAGAUUGAUGGCAAUAAACGAUGAACUGAAGAAGGCGCAAGAGAAUGUAUUGGCUCUAGUAAGCAAGAUUAGUCCGUUAUUCUCGGAGAAGCAAAUUUACCUAGAGAGGGGUAAACGUCUAUUAUUUGAUGGUUUCUUAUAAUUGACAAUUCAAGACAUGAAUCGUCAAAAUUUAAAGAGAGAAAAUGAACUAAAAUGCAAGUUAAUGAAUUUGUACAGGUAUGUAAAUUCGGGCUUGGUAAAUCAGUACUUUCACAUAUAGUUUGGGCCUUUAAGUUACCAUG
Molecule: messenger RNA, 2016 nt
Organism: Papaver somniferum (opium poppy)
Lineage: Eukaryota; Viridiplantae; Streptophyta; Magnoliopsida; Ranunculales; Papaveraceae
Product: ubiquitin carboxyl-terminal hydrolase 13-like
Exons: 14
Coding region: 66-1874 (602 amino acids)
Source: RefSeq, a predicted model, not a curated record